Molecule: messenger RNA, 1461 nt
Organism: Cuscuta epithymum
Lineage: Eukaryota; Viridiplantae; Streptophyta; Magnoliopsida; Solanales; Convolvulaceae
Source: the annotation of a GenBank genome assembly
UAAUAGGUAGGACUAAGUGGUGCACUUGAGACAUUAUGUGGACAAGGAUAUGGAGCAAAGAUGUAUAGAAUGAUGGGAUUUACCUCCAGACUUCUUGCAUCAUAUCACUACUUUUCUCUGUUAUAAUUUCUGUAGUUUGGUGGUUUUCUGAACAUAUACUUAGUUCUACUCAAACAAGAACCUGAAAUAGCAAAACUGGCCGGCCUCUACCUCAAGUUUCUCAUACCUGGAUUAUUCGCCUAUGGUUUUCCUGCAAAACCUGCUCAGGUUUAUGCAGACACAGAGAGUUGUUUUGCCUCUGGUCUUGAGCUCAAUUGUUCCACUGGCUAUCCAAAUCGGGCUCACUCACGUUUUGGUUCGGUUAACGAGUCUCGGUUUCGUUGGCGCUACCGUUGGCUGCCUCGAUUUCGUUGUGGAUAUCGUUUUCUUUGUUGGGUUUCUAUGUGUUGUAUUCGGAGAAGUUCAAGAAUACAUGGAGAGGGAUUUUCUUCUGAAUCAUUUCUUCAUCUCUUUAGUACUAUGAAGCUGGCUUUGCCUUCUGCUGCUAUGGUGUGUGUGGAGUAUUGGGCUUUCGAGGUUCUAGUCUUGCUGGCAGGCCCUUAUGCCCAAACUCGCAGAUAAACAACUUCACUUAUUGGAAUGUGUGUGAACACCGAAGCCAUUGCCUACAUGAUCGCAUAUGGUCUUAACGCAACUGCAAGCACAAGAGUGUCCAAUGAGUUGGGAGCGGGGAAACCCGAGCGAGCUAAGCAUGCGGUGAGAGUGACUUUCAUGCUGUCUUUCAUUCUGGCUUCGGCAACGGCUCUUUCUCUGAUCAUCGGUCGCAAUGUUUGGGCUGGCCUCUUUAGCAAUAGUUCUGUUGUCAUAUCAAAAUUUGGUUCAAUGACACCCUUUCUGGUUAUGUCAUUCAUCUUUGAUUUUUUCCAAGGAAUCUUAUCAGCGGUGGCUAGGGGAUGCGGAUGGCAGCACUUGGCCGUGUGCAUAAACUUGGGAUCAUAUUAUGUCGUUGGGUUGCCCAUUGCAGCACUAUUGGCUUUCAAGUUCCAUCUCUAUGCUAAGGGAUUGUGGAUUGGGUUGAUAUGUGGUCUGGCUUCUCAGUCAUGUGGUCUGUUGUUGCUGUCUAUCUUCACUAAGUGGGACAGAGUGGAGAUCUCAACUAGCUCUGAUGAAGAGAAAGCAUUGCAUGCUUGAAUCAAUAUGAGGCUUCCAUAUAUAUGGAUUAGAAGUUUAGAACUACUAUCAUCUUGUAUUCUUGUAGGACAUAUAGAGAAAGAAAGCAAAACAUAGCAAUCUCCAUCCCUUGAUGAAAAUUUAAUUGUACUUUCGUGUACGGUGUAUGGCUUCAUAACUUUUUUUAAUGAAUCUCUAAAGAAAAUACGAAGCGGCUUUGUGUACAUGACGGAGGUGUUCAUGCUCAUUGUUUAUGCCACAAACAAUUUGGUACCAUUUUAAAUCCAAAAU